UUCUUAAGUAAUACUGGUUGGAGUGGUGCGAGGGUGUGUUGUGCUGUGUGUCCGGGUGUUCUAAGCGUGACGCGUGAUCGGUUUGUUAACUCCGUGACCGGGAACACUGUGUGUCAAGGAGGGAAAAAAAACCUCUCCUCCUCCCGUGAUAGAGAGAGGGCCGAGGGAGUGCCAUGCGUUACGAAUCCACGGCAUCUUCGCACGAUGACUGUUUAGUUUAGCAUAGAAGAAGCCACGCGCUGUCUCCUCGCGGCUGAAUUCGAUCGCUGAUUUGGAAAUGCUCGUAUGAGCCUUACGAUACGACCUGGGUUUUAGUUCAAGAAGCUGAAAGAAAGACUAAAAACAUGGGAUGCAAUGCGGGCCGAUGCCUCGGUCCAGACGAUACGGGGUACCCUGGAUCAGAAUUCAUGGCAGCCAUUAGGAAGAAAUUGGUUAUCGUGGGUGAUGGUGCUUGUGGUAAAACAUGCUUACUCAUAGUCUUCAGCAAAGAUCAGUUUCCCGAAGUGUAUGUACCAACGGUAUUUGAAAACUAUGUCGCGGACAUUGAAGUCGAUGGGAAGCAGGUGGAACUGGCUCUUUGGGACACAGCUGGACAAGAAGAUUAUGAUAGGUUGCGCCCAUUGUCGUAUCCUGACACGGAUGUAAUCCUAAUGUGUUUCUCAAUCGAUAGUCCCGAUUCCCUGGAGAACAUUCCUGAGAAAUGGACACCAGAGGUGAAGCACUUUUGCCCAAAUGUGCCCAUUAUCCUUGUUGGAAACAAAAAAGACUUGCGCAAUGAUCCAAAUACCAUCAAGGAACUUAGCAAGAUGAAACAGGAACCAGUAAAGCCAGAGGAAGGUAGAGCCAUGGCUGAGAAAAUCAACGCUUUUGCUUAUCUUGAAUGUUCUGCUAAGAGUAAGGAAGGUAUUAGGGAAGUAUUUGAAACAGCCACCCGAGCUGCGUUACAAGUAAAGAAGAAGAAGAAGGGAAGAUGUUGGCUUCUUUAAGUAAAAUGCCAAGCGAGCCUGAUAGCGGGCUAAAUAAUGGAAUUGCGGAGCUAGCUGCAAUGAAGCUAGUUGUUAUGCUCGGAGGCCCCCAGCGGAAACCAUAAUAUAACAACAACUUAUCUUUAUUUUACACAAUAAAACAAAUCUAUAUAUAUAUAUAUAUAUAUUAAAAAAAAGAAAAACAACCACAAACCGCGCCCGCAAUAUUAAAAAAGAACUGUCGUUGAUGAAACCGGAGACUUAAAACGUUGACUAAAUUCAAUACAAGUUUAUGUGCUAUAUAUGAAAACCAUAAUGUAUAUUGUAAUGACUACUUGAUUGUAUUUUUUAAUGGUAAUGAAUUGUGCUUCGAGUUUAAACAAUUGUCAUACCAACUAUUUACAUUUACGGUACAUAAUUAUCUAUAUCAUUAUAGUAGUUAUUACUAUUAUUAUUAGUAUCUCAUUACUAUUGUAUGCAUUCUACAUCUCUUUUUUUUUUUUUUAAAUCGUAGUGGCUGUUUAUUUUUUGGUAAUAAAAGAAAAUAUAUGGAAGAAACGAACGACAGAGUUGGGGGAAUUCGUAACAAAGUAUAAAGGGUGAAAGGGGAGAGUAGAAACAUAAUAUGCAAUGCAAAGUCAUAGAAAGCAAUGUAAGAAUUUAAAGCAAAACGUUAAGAAUUCCAAAUGUUGCGUCGCUAUUUUAUUGAACCAUCGCAUUAUCGAUAUUUCUUAAACAAAAAAAAAGUAACAAACAUUAUAUUAUAAUUAUAAAAAAUGCGUAAGUAGACCACCGGAUCACUUUGAUCUAUAAGAAUACCAACUAGGCUAAAUGUAUUAUUAUUAUAAUUAUUAUUAAUUAUUAUUAUUAUUAUUAAUUAUUUUUAUUAUUGUAAUACGAUGACACUAACAUUACGGAUUAUAACAGCGGAUAUAUUAUAUUUAUGUAUUUCGACAACA
Molecule: messenger RNA, 1924 nt
Organism: Hylaeus volcanicus
Lineage: Eukaryota; Metazoa; Arthropoda; Insecta; Hymenoptera; Colletidae
Gene: Rho1
Product: ras-like GTP-binding protein Rho1
Exons: 5
Coding region: 345-986 (213 amino acids)
Biological process (GO): small GTPase-mediated signal transduction; cell migration
Molecular function (GO): GTP binding; GTPase activity
Source: RefSeq, a predicted model, not a curated record